Molecule: messenger RNA, 1739 nt
Organism: Pectinophora gossypiella (pink bollworm)
Lineage: Eukaryota; Metazoa; Arthropoda; Insecta; Lepidoptera; Gelechiidae
Product: alpha-amylase 1-like
Exons: 9
Coding region: 200-1702 (500 amino acids)
Biological process (GO): carbohydrate metabolic process
Molecular function (GO): cation binding; alpha-amylase activity
Source: RefSeq, a predicted model, not a curated record
AUGAGAGAUCUAUAUGAGUAGUUUAAAUUCCUUAUCUACGUUACGAGGGUUAGCAGUGAUAAGCGAUAUAAUAUCAAAUAUGCAGAUAGACAUCUCGACGAUUAUCUUCAGGUAUAAAAAUUAGAAACUGUUUGGGGGGCUUGCAGAUUAAUUUGGCCAUUUGGGUGGUCUGGUUAAGUGCGGGAGAAAGGAUAAAGGGAUGUUUCGUUACGUGCUCCUUCUGUCGGCCGUGGGGCUAGCAGCAGCGUACACUAACCCUCACUAUGCGGCUGGUCGCUCCACCAUGGUCCACCUCUUUGAGUGGAAGUGGGACGACAUCGCUGACGAGUGCGAGAGGUGGUUGGGACCCAAAGGCUUUGGUGGUAUUCAGGUAUCCCCGCCUAACGAGAACUUAGUGAUUUGGUCCGCAAACCGCCCCUGGUGGGAACGUUACCAGCCAAUCUCCUACCGUCUGGUCACCAGAUCUGGCAAUGAGGCACAGUUCGCUAGCAUGGUCCGACGAUGCAACAAUGCUGGUGUCAGGAUCUAUGUUGAUGCCAUUAUCAACCACAUGACUGGUACAUGGAGCGAGAAUGUCGGUACUGGCGGUAGUACUGCUAAUUUCGGCGAAUGGAACUAUCCUUCUGUUCCCUACGGAAGAAACGACUUCAACUGGCCUCAGUGCGUGAUUCAGGGAUCUGAUUAUGGCUGCUGCCCAGAGAGAGUACGCAACUGCGAGUUAUCAGGUUUAAAAGACUUGAACCAGGGAUCAGAAUACGUUCGUGGGAUGAUUGUCGGCUACAUGAACCAUCUCAUUCAGUUGGGUGUUGCUGGUUUCAGAAUUGACGCUGCCAAGCACAUGUGGCCCGGUGAUUUAAAGAUUAUCUACGACAGGCUGUCUAACUUGAACACUGACCACGGCUUCUCAUCUGGCGCUCGCCCUUACAUCUACCAGGAAGUCAUUGACCUUGGUGGUGAAGCUAUCUCUCGUGACGAAUAUACUUCUCUUGCUGCUGUCACAGAAUUCAAAUAUGGAAUGGAGCUAAGUGGAGCGUUUAGUGGAAGAAAUCAGCUAAGAUGGCUCGUUAACUGGGGCCCGCAAUGGGGUCUUCUUGCUCAUGAAGUCUCAUUGACUUUCAUUGACAACCACGACAAUCAAAGAGGUCAUGGUGCUGGUGGUGCUAUCCUUACGUACAAGGAAGCCAAGAAGUACAAGGGCGCUAUUGCUUUCAUGUUGGCGCAUCCCUAUGGUGAACCUCAACUGAUGAGCAGCUUUGCAUUCACAAACACUGAAGCUGGACCACCAAUGGACAGCCAGGGCAAUAUCAUUUCUGCAUCUAUUAACUCUGACAAUUCUUGCGGCAACGGUUGGAUUUGCGAACACCGCUGGCGCCAGAUCGCCUCGAUGGUUAACUUCAGAAACGCUGCUGCCGGCCAUGGUAUCAAUGACUGGUGGGACAACUCAAGCAACCAGAUUGCGUUCUGUCGAGGUGGUCAGGCCUUUAUCGCUUUCAACAACGAUAGCUGGGACUUGAACCAGACUCUCCAGACCUGCCUGCCAGCUGGAACCUACUGCGACAUUGUCUCCGGUGAAAAACAAGGAAACAGCUGUACUGGCAAGACUAUUCAAGUCGGCAAUGAUGGACGUGCGCACAUCAGCGUUGGUGCCAACGACUACGAUAUGUUCCUUGCCAUCCACGUCGGCACUGACUCUCGACUGUAAAAUGAUACGGAAAUAAUACUUCAGAAGUUCUGAAAAG